Molecule: messenger RNA, 1698 nt
Organism: Phoenix dactylifera (date palm)
Lineage: Eukaryota; Viridiplantae; Streptophyta; Magnoliopsida; Arecales; Arecaceae
Source: RefSeq, a predicted model, not a curated record
GGACCGGAGGAAAACCCCAAAUCUCCCCCUCGACCUCCCGUUCUUUUUUCUUGCCCGCUUUCGUGUGAUCUCGUCUCCGCUCCCUUCGCCGACGAGCGGCCAAGGCGAAUUUGGGAAAGCUCUUCGCCGCUUCUCGCCGAGAGAGAGAAAGAGCUCUCCAUGGCGUCCGCUAGCGAGAGGCUGGAGCUCGCCAAGCUCUGCAGCACUCGCAACUGGUCCAAGGCCAUUCGCGUCCUCGACUCCCUCCUCGUCCAGUCCUCCUCGGUCCAGGACAUCUGCAAUCGAGCUUUUUGCUAUAGCCAGUUGGAGUUACACAAACAUGUGAUCAAGGACUGUGACAGGGCACUGCAGCUAGAUCCUAAGGCUCUUCAAGCUUAUAUCCUCAAAGGUAAUGCUCUGUCAGCUCUGGGAAGAAAGGAAGAUGCUUUGCUUGUGUGGGAGGAAGGGUAUGGAAAUGCAGUUCAUGAAUCAACAGAUUUAAAGCAGUUGCUGGAGUUGGAAGAGCUAUUGGCAGUUGCUAAACAGUCUGAACCUGUUGUUUGUGAAGAUCAUGCCAUGGAUGCAUCAACAUGUGAUACAAAAGUAGUUGUCUCUGAAAAUCAUGUUUUGGAUUCCUCUAAUACAAAUAUGUCAACCACUGAAAAAAAGGUUGUUGUCUGUGAAGAUCAUGUUAUAGAUUCCUCUAGUACGACGACAUUGACCUCUGAGAUAGGGUCUUUCAUUCAAAGUAAAUCAGAUAAUAUGCAUGAAAAACCUAAUGAUACUGCAGAAACAUGCAGCAGAUCCAAUGAGACCAUUAAAAUAAAUCGAAAGCUUUUUGUUGGUCUUCCAAAGACCAAGUCAAUAAGCUUGGAUUUUCGAUUAUCACGAGGCAUAGCACAGGUGAGUCUGAUGUGCUUUAUUAUCAAAUUUUCUCAUUUAAUUUGCCCAUAUACGUAUAAAUGUUUUUAUACAGGUAAGGAAAUCAGCUACUGUCUCAAUCAAAUGAGGGUCUUAUUGAACUAUACAGUGGAUUUAGUUUAAAUUUCUCAUUUUAAUUUUACAAGUAAAAAUUGAACUGUGUGCAGUGAUGAGUUCAUGGUAGUAAUGUUGGGCUGUCUCUGGUCAUCUUGGGAUGAUUUUAACUUUUUACUUAUCUCUGCCUCAAAAUCUUUGGGAAUGUGCUUUGACAAAUUGCCAAACAGUAGAAAUUCAAACAAUGAGGAAAUAUAAUAAACACAAAUAUUUAGGAUUGUGGACAAAAACGAUCCUAAUCAACCUUAAUUUGUAAUGUUUGCUAGAAACUCAUCUCCAAACUAAAUUAACAAGACAAUAAUCUUCCAAUUCAAAAUUGUGAGCAGUCUUUAUCUCUUGGUUAGUUUGUGAUACAAUUGUUAUUUAGAAAUCAUGGCUCCAGAGUUCAAUAUGAAGAUUUUCAGAUUUCAAAUGAAGUCAAGCCUUUCCUUUUUUCUCUUCUCUGUUUAACUAAGUGUUUGGCACAUUUCCUAGGCAUCUUGAGUCAUAAUAUUUAGUCUUUACACUUUUUGCUCAAUUUCUUCUUUAAGGUACCUGAACCCUUCUUUUCUAGAUACCCAAUUCGUGUCAUGACCUGUUGGCUCAAAACCUUGCUUAGCUGGUUAAGGAAUGUAGAGCGGAGAAACCCAAUAUAUGUUUAGGGGAUAACCUAGGAUUUUGAGCCAAUUGCUUUGAGCUCAUAAG